This is a messenger RNA of Engraulis encrasicolus (European anchovy), 4253 nucleotides long. RefSeq lists its product as uncharacterized. The record is from RefSeq and is a predicted model, not a curated record. Lineage: Eukaryota; Metazoa; Chordata; Actinopteri; Clupeiformes; Engraulidae. The transcript has 25 exons. Gene Ontology annotation, biological process: proteolysis. Bases 1 to 4212 code for a protein of 1403 amino acids. Gene Ontology annotation, molecular function: serine-type endopeptidase activity.
AUGGGAAAGAAAGGCUUCUCGUGUUUAGAGAAGAGCCUGAUUCUGCUGUUCCUGGGAGUGACGGGCGUCUGCAUUGGCUUGGUGGUGGUCUACGUUCAGGAGGUGAACAGCACUGAAGACGAUGGAGUGGAUUCAGGAUGCGGGGGUCCUCAGCAGCUCAUGGUGUCUCCAGGAGAGUUCACCAGUGGGAAUUUCCCAAAUAACUACGACAGCGGCAAGAGCUGCAGCUGGCACAUUACAGUAGAAGCUAAUAAGGUCAUCCAUUUGUGGUUCGAAGAGUUCUCCCUGCAGGAAACAGAUACGUGCUGGGCCGAUUUUGUCACCUUAAAGGACGACCUAGGAAUCAUUGGAAAGUACUGUGGCCGCUCCAAACCCAAACCCAUUGUGACUCUUGGCAACAGCCUGUGGGUGUACUUCGAUACCAACGAUGCCCUUACGGAAAAAGGAUUCAGAGCCAUGUACAAAGCUGUGGCUCCAGAGGCGGUGACAGAAAUAGUUGGAGCGGGUGGCCUUCUCCAAGGUGACCAGGGAGAGCUAUCUAGCCCUGGCUUAUCUUCUGGACAGUAUGAGAAUGGAGCUCUCUACCAGUGGAAGAUCAAGGUGGCGGAGGGCGAGAGGGUGAGAUUGACCUUUGCAUCCUUUAACCUGGUGCCCGAGUCCUGCCUGGAUUACGUGGAUGUUUAUGAUGGAGACCAGGCCAGUGCUGACAGGCUCGCCCGAUUCUGUGGUGGCACCAAUCCUGCACCGGUCGUGUCCAGCAGCAACACAAUGGUGGUUCGCUUCAAGACGGACGCCACCCAGUCGUCAGGAGGGUUCAGGGCUAUGUACACCCUGGCAAGUGAUCCACCCAUAAAACCCAGUUCAACGCCAAAACCGACCGCAACAUCAGCCCCGACCUCAGCCCCAAGCUCAACCUCAACCGCCACCCCAACCUCAACCCCAGCCCCACCCCCAAUAGAGUCUGGUUGUGGGGGCGUGGGCACCCUGAGUGGGCGUAAGGGGGUGAUCCAGUCCAAGGGCUACCCAGACGCCUACCCGGCCGGGCUGAACUGCCGGUGGAACAUCACCGUGGCGGAGGGACAGAUGGUCAAGCUCACCGUAACCGACAUCGGCAUCACCGGGGAGGCCGGACAGUGCAAAGAGGACUGGCUACUCAUAGAAGAUGCCCAGAAGUCAUUUGGCCCUCACUGUGGCUUAAUUAAGCCUGCGGUGGUGGUGAGCGUGGCGAACACAAUGUCCGUGAGCUUCCAGUCGGACUCUCACUUGGCUGACCGUGGCUUCUCCGCCAGGUGGGAGGCGGUGUACCCUCAUGACAUUGGAGAGGCUCAGGGCGGCUGUGGCGACGCAUCCCAUGCAGAGACAGGUGUGAUCAAAUCUCAGAACUGGCCAAUGAACUACGCGCCCAACAAGGAGUGUAUGUGGAAGGUGAAGGUGCCAGAGGGCAAGCGCAUCACCCUGCGCUUCUCCGACUUCGACAUCGAGCCCGCCAUGCUUGGGAAGUGCUACGACAAUGUGCUCGUCUACGAUGGUGAUGCACCUAAUGCCACGAAGUAUGGACCUUUUUGUGGCUCCAAGCUGCCUACAGAAAUCACAACCUCAAAGAACACAAUAGUGAUGCGCUUCCACGCAGACUUCUUUACUGAAGGGAAAGGUUUCAGAGCUUACUGGACCACAGACCCUACCCUGCCCGCACCAACAGAACCUCCGACUCCACCAAACCCAUGGGAUGGCAUCGCAAUAGACUGGCCUGAGACCUGUGGUAAGCCCAAGGUCCCACCCAUGGUCACCACUCGCAUCGUCAACGGGGAGCCGGCCAGAGCCCACUCAUGGCCUUGGCAAGUCUCUCUGCAGGUUUGGCCAGACAAAGAGCCUGAGCCCAAAUUCUACCACACCUGUGGAGGAACUCUGAUCCAUAAGAACUGGGUGAUGACUGCAGCCCACUGCUUCAUCAGGUAUGCCGAUGAGCUUCAACGCUGGCAAAUCUGCAUGGGCAAACAUAACCUCACCAUCGAGGAGCCGGGUGAGCUGUGUCUGGGUAUUCAGGGGAUCUAUCGGCACGAGGGCUUCAAGUACCCCGAUGUCCCCACGGUGGAGUUUGACGUGGCCCUGAUGCGGCUGGACGGUGACGUCACACCAACUGAACACAUCGACUUCGCUUGCUGGCCGUCGCUGGAGGAAGUGCUGCCCGCGGCCAAGAAGUGUUAUGCUAGCGGAUGGGGAGAUGAGAAAGGCAACCCUGCCACAGCCAAGCCCUCGGAGACCCUCAACCAGGUGGCCUUGCCAGUGGUGCCCUAUGACACCUGCAAGCGGAUGGACUACUGGUGGUUCCAGGUCAAACCCUCCAUGAUCUGCUGUGGCUACACCAAACCUGACGAGCUCAAGUCUGUGUGUCAGGGAGACUCAGGUGGCCCGCUGGUUUGUCAAGACAGCCACACUGCUCCCUGGGAAGUGCAUGGCAUCACCAGCUUUGGGCCAAUAGGCUGCAUCAUGGACAAAAAGCCGAGCGUGUUCACCCGCGUGUCUGCCUAUCUCCCCUGGAUGGAGAAUGUCAUUCGAAGAAACAUGUAUGAGCUACACACGUCUGGCUGUGGUGGGCCCCGGUACCUGAACAGCACCAGUGGCACUCUGUCCACCAUGGAUCAUCCCCAUAACUAUGACAACAAUGCAGAGUGCCAGUGGCAGAUCCAGGCCCCUGCUGGCAAACUCAUCCACAUGAGCUUUGCCAGCUUGUCACUGGAACAAAGCCUAAUGUGCAUGAACGACAAAGUCGCCCUCUCUGACCAGCUGGGCUCAUUGGGUACCUACUGUGGUAUUGGAGCUGUUCCUCAAGACUUCGUGACAGAAGGCGAGACCUUGAGUGUUACAUUCUCCUCCAACAACCGGAUCGUGGACACAGGCUUCAUGGCGCACUACAAGGUGGUGGAUCCCAGCGAAGUGGCGGGUCUGGUUGGGUGUGGAGGUCACUUCACUGAUCCGUCGGGAGAGCUGCAAUCUCCCGGCUGGCCCACGGAGUAUCCCAACAACACCGUCUGCACCUGGCGCAUCCACAUCGCUGGCGCCAAGGCCAUUCACAUGGCCUUCACCCACUUUGAUGUGCAGGCUGUCAACAGGCUGGGUCAAUGCCUGGACUUUGUAGAGAUCUUCGCUCCAAAUGGCACAUCUCUUGGAAAACAUUGUGGAUUUGUACCUCCACCAACAACAAUAAUAAAUGAUGAUACGGUCAUAGUCCGCUUCUUCACUAACGGUGACACCCAGGAGAAGGGUUUCCGUGGAUACUGGACCACUAAUCCAGACGUCAUCCCCACCUUGCCUCCUCCUCCGUCUAAUCCAUGGGACAACAUCAACAUUACAUGGCCGGAAAAGUGUGGUGUGCCAGAAAUCACCCCUAACAUGUCUGUGACCAGAGUGGUGAAUGGAAUUGAGGCUAUACCCCACUCGUGGCCAUGGCAAGUGUCAAUGCAGCUUACUCUCCUACCAGGAGUGAUGCCCCACCAGCAUGUGUGUGGAGGAUCACUCAUCCAUGAGGAAUGGGUCCUGACUGCAGCACAUUGCAUUAUGGCGCCCUACAGCAACGCCAAGCUUUGGCAGAUGUGUGUGGGCAAGCACCACAUGAACUCCAGCUGGGAUGGGCCCACAGAGCAGUGCGUUCCUGUGACCCAUCUGGUCUCUCAUCCGGGCUUCGUCUACCCGGAGGACAACACGGACAUCACCAAUGAUAUUGCCUUGAUCCGCCUGGCCAAGCCUAUCGUCAUGACAAAAGAAGUCAGCCCGGUGUGCCUGCCCACGCCUGAUGAUGUUCUUCCUGGGGGCAAGACGUGCUUUGUCACUGGCUGGGGGGAUGAGAAAGGUAGCCUGAUCCCUAAAGUGGCAGAUAAGCUGAACCAGGCCCCAUUACCUGUGGUGCCCUACUCCACCUGCAGCACGCCCCAGUACUGGUGGGACUCUCUCCGCCCCUCUAUGAUCUGUGCUGGGUACGAAGAGCCAGACGAGCUCAAGUCAGCGUGCCAGGGGGACUCUGGUGGUCCAUUUGUCUGCCAGCCAGAAGACACGAGUGCCUGGGAGGUCCAUGGCAUCGUCAGCUUUGGCCCAUUUGGCUGCAUCCAGAACAAGAAACCAUCAGUGUUCACACGCACAUCUGCCUUCUCUGACUGGAUCGAGGACAACAUAAAGAGAGUCAUCUACGAGAGCUCAAGUACACCUAGUCCAGAGUGAUAUCUAUUUGGUUUAUACUUUGCCAACCAGCGUGCACAGAA